Molecule: messenger RNA, 1109 nt
Organism: Odontomachus brunneus
Lineage: Eukaryota; Metazoa; Arthropoda; Insecta; Hymenoptera; Formicidae
Product: testis-expressed protein 47-like
Exons: 5
Coding region: 507-1082 (191 amino acids)
Source: RefSeq, a predicted model, not a curated record
CCAAGCAAAAAACGCAGCCACGAAGAUCUUAUAUGCGCGGACGUUUUGCCUUCAUAUGGAGGGCGAAGUUCCGAUACUAAAACUGAAAAUAGCGCGUUGCAGAAUUAAUGUAUAUAAAUAUGUAAAGCAUAAUCGAUAUUUCAGAAGCCAAUGAAUAUCAUAACCGAACCAACGAGAAAAAGCCUCUUAGACGUGGUGCGGUGCAAUCUUCGCGCCGCGGGUCGUAAAACUUACAUUACGCGAGUCGUUUACGUCGGGGAAUACUACGGAGCUUAUGAAGUUUUGUCAAAGGUGGGUGUUGUCGUAAAUCAUACGCGUCGUAUCUUUACGUAAACUCUUGCGAAUUGUGAAUAAAAUGCAAUUUCCGCGAAAGAUUCAUCAUACUUUCAAGCGACGUCAACGGAAAAUCGCGGGACUUUCGAAAAGGAAGUAUAAAAUAUGUUGACGCCGUGUUACAUCCAAAUUUUCUCACUUUAAAUCAUAAUUAGAGUCGGUCUCCUUCCUAUAUGAUUUUUGUAUUACGUUUUCAGAGAAUGGAAAGUAUUAUAUUUGAUUUACGCAUGGAUUACGGUGACAUGCUUGUUACAGGAUUAUUCCUCAUUUAUCCGACGUAUUAUGUCCACGUGUUAGAGGCGUGGGAGGAUAUUAUUUACAAGCAUUACGAGCUUAUGUACGCCAUGGAGAACGACGAAUGCGAAUUGGGAAAGGCGAUUCCUCUGUCUUCGUAUCAUCACGUUUAUCAAAGAUUCUUUAGCGAUUGGUGUCACGUGUACACGAUACCACCCACGUUACUUGGAUCAUUAGAAGGCUACACAUUAGAAUACAUUCAGAAACAAGUCUCUAACUGCUUGACAAAAGUAUACAUGUUAUGCGAAUAUAUAGCGAACACUAUGUGCGAAAAGUCGAUCGACGUUCGAGACGCGUUGCACGGUUUUGGAAGCAGGGCGGCUCGAUACCUACCGGAGAGCACGAUCCUUGAAUUCCUCUUGCAUGUGGAAUCGCCCGUUCUUGAGACCGUCCAGGAUCGUUUGCGAAUGUACUCGGACGUAUCGCCAAGCGAGUUUUGGGACGGUGAGAUAUAAUUAUACGCGCGGAUUUAUUUUCGAGAA